AUGUCUGCCGUGGGACUCCCGCGCGCGCCUUCUCCGGCGGUGCUUUCUUAUGACGUCACUUCCGGCGCGUUUCGCCGCUCAUCUCUGCAUGUACUGGCUGUGAAUGUGGGACUAAAUGCUCUAGUCAUCAUGCUGUUUGUUGACAUCACUGCAUUCAUCUAUCUUCACAAAGACACAUGGUGUGAGAGAGCACCUGCCUUUACAUCCACAAUAUUGACUUUGUCCCUGCCAAAACAAUCCCUCAUCUAUUGCCUUGCAAAUCCACAUUAUGGCAGCCUCAUUCAUGCAAAUGGUCAUGCUGAAGUGUGGACAGAUUGGAAUGAUAUAUCCAAGUUUUUUCAAUAUGGAUGGAGAUGCAACACUAAUGAGAAUGCUUAUUCAAUUCAGACCCUGAUGGGCAACUGGAACCAGGAUAGAUUUGACCUAAAGUAUAUCAUGCAACCCAAACCAUUGCCUUCCCAGUUUGGACACUACUUUGAAACAACAUAUGAUGAAAGCUACAACAGCAAAAUUCCACUUCCAACCCAUAGAUAUAGAAAACAAACUCACUGGUUUCCAGGACAUCAACCUGAGCUGGAGCCAAAUCAACACCAAUGCAGAGAGAAGUCAACUUAUCAAAAUAGCUCUAUAUAUCUUCAAGUUGGGCAUCCAUCUUCUUCACAUGUGUGUCAUCCAAAAAAAUGCCAAUCUGAAGAUCAAGGAACCUAA
Suncus etruscus (white-toothed pygmy shrew) is the source of this 708-nucleotide messenger RNA. It is a transcript of the gene CFAP68, whose product is annotated as cilia and flagella associated protein 68. Lineage: Eukaryota; Metazoa; Chordata; Mammalia; Eulipotyphla; Soricidae. The transcript has 5 exons. Gene Ontology annotation, cellular component: nucleus. Bases 1 to 708 code for a protein of 235 amino acids. The record is from RefSeq and is a predicted model, not a curated record.